UUUAUUCUGUCAACCAUGACCUCACAUCUUUAAAAUAUAUAAAUUUUCAGGGGGAAACAGGAAAAAUGUCUGCCAGUGAUCCCAAUUCCGCAAUAUAUGUGACUGAUUCUGCAAAAGAUAUAAAGAACAAGGUAAACAAGCAUGCAUUUUCUGGUGGGCAAGAUUCGGUUGAGAAACAUAGGCAAUUGGGGGCAAAUCUUGAGGUAGAUAUACCAAUCAAAUACCUAACUUUUUUCUUAGAAGAUGAUGCUGAACUUGAACACAUUAAAAAGGAAUAUGGAGAAGGGCGCAUGCUAACGGGUGAGGUAAAGCAACGGCUAAUUCAGGUCUUGACUGAAAUAGUGGAGAGACAUCGUAGGGCUCGGGCUUCUGUGACUGAAGAGAUGGUGGAUGCAUUUAUGGCUGUCAGACCACUUCCUCACAUGUUUGACUGAAGUCAUCCAGCAUUUGUUUGCCCAAAAUUGCUGAGAUCCACUUGUUUGCCAACCGGAGCUUUUUCUCACCAUGAAAAGGAGUUUUCUACUACGAUUUUGUUGCAUAGACUUGCUAUCAUCAAAAUUUGUACCAUUUUUUACUACCAUCUGACAAUUAAAAUGGUAAGGAACUUGGUUCUUUUGAGUUAUAUGAAAGGAAAAAAAUUGAUUAGCAUUGGAAGACCUUUGUCAUCUCGAGUUUGCAGUUUAAUUAGGCUCGAGUUGGUUAACGUAUGAAUGAAGUUCUAUAAAAUGCCAUAAUAGAUUUUGUAAUUAACAUUAUCUUUUCUGUUAUAACUGCAAGACGAUUGAAAAGUGUUCGUGAAUUUAGAGUCGAAGACCACAGCACAGUUUUAUGGAUACAAGAUGCAUUCGGAACUUUUUAUGAUCCCACCAGUAAAAGAUUGAUUUUAUGUUUCUUGUAACCCAUCGUUACAAUGAAGUGUCUGUAUAAUAUUUUUAUUUUAAUUCACACUUUCUCGAUUCAAAUUUAAGGGAAAUAUAGUUAUGAUUGAUGGA
This is a messenger RNA of Vigna umbellata (rice bean), 992 nucleotides long. Lineage: Eukaryota; Viridiplantae; Streptophyta; Magnoliopsida; Fabales; Fabaceae. The record is from RefSeq and is a predicted model, not a curated record.